CGCUUUACAUCGGCAGCCGAAGAAGCCGCGCCGUGCUGUCCCUGUUCAGCAGCCCCGAAAGGACAGUGGACUGGGCGCUUCUGAAAGCUUCAUUCCCGCUGAUGAACAACCGGGACGACUGGAUCCAACCGAAGAGCUGGACACUCUUCCUGCGGAGAAACUCCCAACAGACGGUCCUCUGAGGUGGUUCACAAAAGAUGUGCAGCAAUGCUAUCUGCGGUGUACUUACAAGUGGAGUUUCCACCACAAGCCAAGGCUGUUACAGCAGAUCAGGCACGGAACUCUUGAUACGGCUUUGGCGUGGGCCAUGCUCACACUUGCUUCCAGGUAUUCACCAACGCCAGCGUGCUUUAGCUCUCCCCUUGAAGCCAGCGAUUUCUUUGCGCAGCGAGCGUCACGUGCCGUGCAGCUCCGUAUCACUUCCCCAAGUCUGCCCCAAGUACAGGCGCUUUUGCUACUUACGGGACACAAGUGGGGUGCUGGCGACGGACAGAGCGCAUGGAUCUAUCUCGGGAUCGCAGUGCGCAUGGUGCAGAUGAUGGGGCUCUGUUCAGAAUCCCUGAACACCUCCGACGAUGUAUCGGCGUCAGAAGCAUUCAUUCUCGCCGAAGAACGUCGCCGCACUGCUUGGACGUGCUUCCUCAUGGAGAGCCUCCUCAGUGGCGGCGGCAGCCGCGCACGUAUCCUCACCUCCGAAGAUAUGAGGAUUCAGCUUCCGUGUGAAGACGAGGCAUUCAUAUUUGGGAUACCCGUGCAAUGUGAACUAUUGAACGACGCAUUCUCGCAACAGAAGCGCCCUGACACUAUGCCAAGUCUGUCUAUCCUUGCUUAUACGGUAAGAGUGGCAGAUAUAUGGGGUCAUGUGGCGAAGUGGGCCUCAUGCGACGAGUCCGUCACUGAAAGUCUCGAUCAUCAGGGAUCGAGGGUGCACAGCCUUAUCUCGUCUCUGGAGCAUUGGAAAUUGACAUUGCCAGACCGGCUGCGGUACAGCCUGUUCUCGCUGCAAGCCCACAGCGUGCUUGAACAGGGCCAGGGCUUCUGCUACAUGCACUGCAUAUAUUUCAUGGCCGUGAUAUUCCUCCACCGCCACGAUCUGCCGCACCUGGGUCUCUCGAAAAGCCCGCGGUCUCUGGACGGUCUAGACCAGGAAGCGUUCGGGGACUGGGCGGGCCGGUCGUCGUACACCCUCUACGACACCGCGUCCACGGUGUGCGACAUGUGCGAGGAGAUCAACCGGCUCGGCGCAGACUUCCGGAGAGGGUUGGUUCCAUGGAUUGGCUUCACCGUGUACACCACGAUCGGCGUCAUGCUCUACUUCCAGUCCUUCCCGCUCGAGCCCCGUGCGGAGUUUCUCACCAAGACCAGACACAGACUCCACAGUGCCUACUUGCUCCUCAAGGAGAUGAAAAACGAAUGGCCCAUGGCCAGCCGAUGGCUCGAAAACAUAUAUUCACUGCAAAAAUACCACGCCUCCCGGGUGCAACAAGCCAACCUGUCCGUGGAGGAGCUCCAGAGUUUCCGCAAUCUGAUGGUCGACUAUGGCGCCCUGCACGACACGCCGGUCUCUGAUCCCGCCACGGUUUCCGUUCGGUCCACAGGGAAUACAUUGGACCUGGCUUCAGAAUCAAACACUCACUCGGGUCUAGAGGCUAGACAACGGAGCUACGCACAGCUAGGGGAUACGCCUCAAUCCGCGAGGACUGGGUCAGCGAGCGAUGCGUCAUUGGUAGACGUCUUGCAUGUGCCAAAUGAUUUCGAUGGUGCCGACUAUCUCGUCUCAGAGGAGGAGAUGGCGGGGAUCUUCCAAGAGUUCUGGACCAUGUUCCCUGGGGAGGUUGGCGCGGGUAACAUGGCUUUAUAA
Messenger RNA from Cladophialophora immunda, 1861 nucleotides. RefSeq lists its product as uncharacterized. The record is from RefSeq and is a predicted model, not a curated record. The transcript has 3 exons. Gene Ontology annotation, molecular function: zinc ion binding; DNA binding. Gene Ontology annotation, cellular component: nucleus. The coding region runs from base 308 to 1861 and encodes 517 amino acids. NCBI's taxonomy places the organism in Eukaryota, Fungi, Ascomycota, Eurotiomycetes, Chaetothyriales, Herpotrichiellaceae. Gene Ontology annotation, biological process: DNA-templated transcription.